GUUUACGUUUUUUGAGGCUCUUCUUUGGCCGGAAGCUCGUUUCGGAACGGAUACGGAAAGAAUGGCCACUACCAAGAUUGACCAGAAGGAGUACCUGAAACGCUACCUCUCCAACGAUAAGGAAAAGAAAAAGAAGAAGAAAAAGGAAAAGAAAAACAUCGGAAAGGCGACCGUACGAAUAAUCGACGAUGAUGUGGACUUUUCCAAAAUAGAGACAGUGCAGGAUGGCGAAGUGGAUCUGUUUGCGCUGGGUGAGGAAGCCCCACAAGUGGUGGGCAUCAUAGACGAGCGACCGCCGGAAUUGCGAGCGAAAGAGGACUUCAGCAGCAACAAGUGGAAGGUAGUAGCCUCCAACGAUGGCUUCGAUUCGACGCUUCAGGUGCACGACGUUAGCGGUCGUCCAACUGGCUCCAGCAACGGACGGACGGGAAGAGCAGUACAACUGGAUUCAGAUGAAAGUCCUCCGCGAAAAAGUCGACGGGAUUCAGACAACAGUCCUCCUCGGAGGCGCCGUAACGAUUCUGAUGAAAGCCCUCCGCGCUCUCGCCCUAAGGAGGUUCGUCGGAAACGAGCAGAUUCUGAUGUAAGUCCACCACGGCACAACCGCAAGGAUUUCGACGACGAAAGCCCACCACGGCGCGGUCGGAACGACCGACGGCGACCAGAUUCAGACGAAAGUCCUCCGAGAGGAAGAGGUAAGACGUCUGAUAAAACAACUUCCAAACGUACCACCAACCGUCAUGAUUCCGAUGAGAGUCCUCCGAGAAGAACGACGAAAGGCAAGGCACCGACCGACCGGCACCGACGUCAUUCCGAUGAAAGCCCCCCAAGACGUGGCAAAGAUUCGCACAGAGACAAACGGGAGCAGCGUGACCUAGGUAGAUCAGCUCAUCGACAUGAUUCAGAUGAAAGCCCUCCUCGAAAGCGCAGAAGCGAGAAAUCUCCUUCCAAUCAGCGUAGCGAACGUGAUCGUGAUCGUGAUUCGUACUCGAAAAGUCACCGCAAACGUCACGAUUCCGAUGAAAGCCCUCCGCGACGCAGAAGAAACGAUUCGCCGAAUGAUACGAGAAGGAAAAAUCGUCAGGCUACGUUAGAACCACCGGUACGCAUUAAGCAAGAACCCCAAAGCGAUUCGGAUCUCUCACCACCACGGGCGUCGGCACGACGACGUGAUUCAGAUGAAAGUCCACCGAGAAGAGGAACGACACGGAGACGCUCGAAAAGCCCAGCUUUACGCAAACCACACAAGCCAGUCCUAAUGAAGGAUGAACGAAGCUCUCGAUCCCCAUCAAACCGCCGCUCACCGUCACCAGUUGCAGGGUCGAGUCGGAUGACAAAGACCCUUGAUGGGAAGCGAGCCGGUCUGCAAGAGGCACGUGCGGUCCGUGAGGAGAACGAGCGAUUCCGUCAAAGGGAGAAGGAAAUGUUCGAGAAAAUGUCAUCGGAUGUUACGGGACGAUACGCAGAAACGGUGUCCCGGGGUAGAUCCCGGCGAGAUAUUGAAAAGGAGCUACGGGAGGAGUUCGAAAAGCGAAAACAUGAGGAAAAGAAGAAGGAAAUCUACACUCGAUGGGGCAAAGGAGUUAAACAAGUGGAUGAGUAUAAUGCUCGCCUUCAGGAAGCGGCUCACGAGAUGGAUAAACCACUUGCACGCUACGCGGAUGAUGCAGAUUUGGACGAGUAUCUGAAAAAACAGGAUCGCCUGGGUGACCCAAUGCUGGACUACUUGCGCAGCAAGCGAAAGGAGGAAAACAAGCGGGCUGGCAUCCCGGAAAAGCCGACGUACCAGGGAGCAUUUCCGGACAAUCGAUUUAACAUACGACCCGGAUAUCGUUGGGAUGGCGUGGAUCGGUCGAACGGCUUCGAGAAGCGUUGGUUUGAGACAAUGAGUAAGAAGAAGGCAGGCGAAGAGGAAGCGUACAAGUACAGCGUGGAGGAUAUGUAGAGGAUAGACUUUGAAAGAAACGAAAUAAACAAACAACUUUAGAAAAAU
Messenger RNA from Anopheles darlingi, 1993 nucleotides. Its product is annotated as BUD13 homolog. Gene Ontology annotation, molecular function: RNA binding. Gene Ontology annotation, biological process: mRNA splicing, via spliceosome. Bases 62 to 1945 code for a protein of 627 amino acids. The transcript has 3 exons. Lineage: Eukaryota; Metazoa; Arthropoda; Insecta; Diptera; Culicidae. Gene Ontology annotation, cellular component: U2-type spliceosomal complex; RES complex. The record is from RefSeq and is a predicted model, not a curated record.